Molecule: messenger RNA, 1498 nt
Organism: Lytechinus variegatus (green sea urchin)
Lineage: Eukaryota; Metazoa; Echinodermata; Echinoidea; Temnopleuroida; Toxopneustidae
Exons: 5
Coding region: 186-977 (263 amino acids)
Source: RefSeq, a predicted model, not a curated record
GGGCCCCGUUGCAUAAAACUUUUGCCAGACUUAUUUUUGCCAUAGUUUUUCUAUGGCAAAAACCUUAGUUUUUUGCCAGAGUUUCAAAUUCGGCCAAAAUUUCAUGGCAAAAAAACUCUGGCAAACUUUUGCCAGAGUUUUUUAAUUUGCCAGAGUUUUUUAAGACUGAAUAAAUUUGGACGAGGAUGCAAGCCGAUAUCAGCCGAUAUCGCGAUCGGUAUCGCUCAUGUAUGCUGUCUGCUGAAGAAAAAAUGGAAACCCCAGUCAAACUGAAAAAGUCAAGAUACACUCUUGAGCAGUUGCAGUGUAUGUGCGACUUUGUGCGGAUCAAUCACACACGAUUGUUUGGUCAACCUUUGUCGCCAUGUGAAAGGGUUGCUGAAACAAGGAGAAAGGCGUGGGAGGAGCUGUCAGAGCAGCUAGCGGCUCUUGGCUGUCCAGGCCGCACAGCCUCCAACCUCAGGCAGUCCUGGAGCGAUUUGAAGAAGAAAGCCAACGAAUAUGCCAGGCAAAGAAAUAAGACUGGAGGAGGAACGUGCAAAAUUAAGCCCAAAAUGGAAAUGAUCUUGGCAGCGAUGCGGGACAAGGCAGUUUAUGGGAUCCGGGGCAUGGAGACCGAGACAGGGGCAUCAGAGAAACCGCUAUCACAAAAUACGGCAGCCUGUGCCAUGCUCGCUGAGAUGGGGAAUCCGGAGGAAGAGGAGGAGGUUGAGGAGGUGGUCGAGGAGACUGUGGUCAAGGAGGCAUCGAAGGAAGAGGGGGGUCAAGGAGGUCAUGCAGGACGCCAAGACGUCCAGCAUAAGAGAAGGUGUUCUGUGCGGUAUGACCAGCACACAGAAUACCAGGAGCGUCUGUUGCAAGUUCAGCAGGAGACGCUCAGAACGAAGCAAGCUAUGCUGCAAACAUUUAAUAACAUCCAUGAUGUUUUUAAAGAGAUCAGAAAUAGUUUGCAGCAGUUUGUUAAUGGACAUCAGUAGUGAUUCUGGACAACUAGGCCCAAAUUCAAAAAGGUGGUUUUUAAAACCAUUGGUUGAACCCAUGGAUGCAAGUUUCUUGUAUGAAUUAUGCUUAUUUGCCCUGCAUAGUAAUAAAUAUUCUAUGCUGAUGUGCGCUUAUGUCACAGUGCGCCAAAUUAAUGACCAUGGUUAAGGACGCUAGUUUUAUUCAUGAGUCCACUAUUUGAAGAGUGGACUCAUGGAUAACCAUGGCAACUGUCGUUAAUUUGGCACACUGUGACAAUAGAGAGCAUCAACCUUGGACCUUUUUUUAAUAAACGUAAUUUAUACAGGAAGUCUGCAUAAACCAUGGGUUCAUCCGAUGGUUUUAAAACUUACCUUUGUGAAUUUGGGCCUUUGUCUUUGAAUCAUUUUUGUUUGUAUGUAGCUACUGAUUCCAUUAACAACUACAAUAGCUUGCCUGUGUUUUGAGUUACUCUUGCUGAAUUUUACAGCACGCAUCAACAUUUUAUUGGUAUUCCACCUUUUCUUAUGCUGUUCUC